AUGGUCAACGUUCGCCGCCUUGCCACUACCUUGACGGCUUUGCUGCCUUUGGCAUCUGCUGCCCCGACCCAGACGCAGCAGAAGCGCGAAGUCAUCCAGGGCAAAUACAUCAUCACCCUCAAGGACAGUGCCAGCUCUGCCGACGUCGAGUCCCAUCUCGGCUGGGUCUCGAGCGUUCAUGCCCGAAGUCUCUCCAAGAGAGAUACCGCCGGUGUUGAGAAGACCUACAAGAUCAACUCAUGGAACGCCUAUGCUGGCGAGUUUGACGAUGACACGAUUGCCGAGAUCAAGGCUAAUGCGGAUGUCGCAAGCGUCGAGGAGGACCAGGUCUGGUAUCUUCCCUAUGAGGCCGACAAGACCGAGAACGCUGCUCGUGCCUUGGUGACAGAGUCCAGUGCCACUUGGGGUCUCGGAACAGUUUCCCACCAGGAGCCUGGACACACCGACUACAUUUACGACUCCUCAGCCGGCACUGGCACAUAUGCCUACAUUGUGGACACUGGUCUCUUGACUACCCACACCGAAUUCGGCAGCAGAGCCUCAUACGGAUACAAUGCCGUCGGCGGCUCCAACGUUGACAGCGUCGGCCACGGUACCCACGUUGCCGGCACCAUUGGUGGUACCACGUACGGUGUCGCCAAGCUCACCACCCUGAUUGCCGUCAAGGUCUUCCAGGGCGAGUCCAGCUCAACCUCGAUCAUCCUGGACGGCUACAACUGGGCUGUCGAUGACAUCACCUCCAACGGCCGCGAGUCCGUCUCUGCCAUCUCCAUGUCCCUGGGUGGUAGCUACUCUGCUACCUUCAACAGCGCCGUCAACGCUGCUUACACUGAGGGUGUCCUGACCGUCGUCGCUGCCGGAAACGACGCCGCCAAUGCCGCCAGCUACUCGCCCGCUUCGGCCGCCAACGCCGUGACCGUCGGUGCCAUUGACUCGGACUGGUCCCAGUCCUACUACUCCAACUACGGCUCCGUCUUGGACGUCUACGCCCCCGGCAGCAGCAUCCUGUCGGCCUGGAUCGGCUCCAACACGGCCACCAACACCAUCUCGGGUACCUCCAUGGCCACCCCCCACGUCACGGGUCUGGCUCUGUACUUGAUUGCUCUCGAGGGUCUCAGCACGCCCGCUGCCGUCAUUGCCAGAAUCAAGGCUCUGGCUACCAGCGGCGAGAUCACCGACAUUGGCACCGGCAGCCCCAACCUGAUCAUCUACAACGGCAACGGCGCAUAA
Pestalotiopsis fici W106-1 is the source of this 1230-nucleotide messenger RNA. Its product is annotated as Alkaline proteinase. Lineage: Eukaryota; Fungi; Ascomycota; Sordariomycetes; Amphisphaeriales; Sporocadaceae. The coding region runs from base 1 to 1230 and encodes 409 amino acids. Gene Ontology annotation, molecular function: serine-type endopeptidase activity. Gene Ontology annotation, biological process: proteolysis. The transcript has 4 exons. The record is from RefSeq and is a predicted model, not a curated record.